Molecule: messenger RNA, 2414 nt
Organism: Carlito syrichta (Philippine tarsier)
Lineage: Eukaryota; Metazoa; Chordata; Mammalia; Primates; Tarsiidae
Gene: HMMR
Product: hyaluronan mediated motility receptor
Exons: 18
Coding region: 17-2155 (712 amino acids)
Cellular component (GO): membrane
Molecular function (GO): hyaluronic acid binding
Source: RefSeq, a predicted model, not a curated record
GGACCUUUUGGUCAGCAUGUCGUUUCCUAAGGCGCCCCUGAAACGAUUCAAUGAUCCUUCUGGUUGUGCACCAUCUCCAGGUGCUUAUGAUGUCAAAACUUCAGAAGUUUUGAAAGGACCAGUAUCCUUUCAGAAAUCGGAAAGAUUUAAAAAACAAAAAGAAUCUCAGGAAAAUCUUAAUGUUGACAAAAAUCCUACCUUGCCUGCUUCAGCUAGAAAAGUUAAGACUUUGGAAUCAAAGAAGGAAUCUCAAAAGAAUGGCAAAGCUUUGAAGAUAUUAGAAAAAGAGAUUCGUGUUCUUGUGCAGGAACGUGGGACUCGGGACAGGCAGAUUCAGGAUCUAGAAACUGAGUUAGAGAAGAUGGAAACAAAGCUAAAUGCUGCAAUCAGGGAAAAAACCUCUCUCUCUGCAAAUAAUGCUUCACUGGAGAAACAGCUUAUUGACUUGACCAGGAUUAAUGAGCUUCUAAAAUCUAAGUUUUCUGAAAAUGAUAACCAGAAGAAUUUGAGAAAUCUAGGCCUGGAGUUAAUGAAACUUAAAAACAAAAGAGAAGCAAAGAUGAAGGGUAUGAUGGUGAAACAAGAAGGCAUGGCGAUGAAGCUGCAGAUCACGCAGAAGAAUCUUGAAGAGUCUCAGGGGAAAAUAGCCCAACUUGAGGGGAAGCUUGUUUCAAUAGAAAAAGAAUGGAUUGAUGAAAAAUCUGAAACAGAAAAACUCUUAGAAUACAUCGAGGAAAUUAGUUGUGCAUCAGAUCAAGUGGAAAAAUAUAAGCUGCAUAUUGCCCAGUUAGAAGAAAAUUUGAAAGAGAAAGAUCAUGAAGUAUUAAGCCUUAAGCAAUCUCUUGAAGAAAAUAUUAUGUUAUCUAAACAAGUAGAAGACCUGAAUGCUAAAUGUCAACUGCUUGAAAAAGAAAAAGAAGACCUCAUCCACAAGGAUAGAGAACGGGGAGAAAAUCUAAAUAUUGAAAUGCAAAACUUAAAGGAGAAAUUUAUUCUUGAAAAACAGGAAAAUGAAAAGCUUCAACAAAAAGAAUUACAAAUUAAUUCAUGUCUACAACAAGAGAAGGAAUUAUCUUCUAGUCUUCAGCAAAAGCUAUGUUCUUUUCAAGAGGAAAGGAUUCAAGAGAAGAAUCUCCUUGAGGAACAAGUAAAGCAAGCACUGGAUGAGCUUGAUAAAUUACAACAAAAGGAGGAACAAACUGAAAGGCUCGUCCAGCAACUGGAAGAGGAAACAAAAUCUAUAGCUGAAGAGCGAAAUCUCCUAGAAGAAAAGAUAAAAGAGUUUUUGAUCUUUCAGUUUUUCAUUCCUGCCCUUCCCCAAGCCACCCUCCUCAUAUCUCUAAGUCAUCUAUACACUUACUUAGACACUUUUAGUGGCUUCCCUUUGUCCUUCAGGUAUAAAACAUUAACAGCUGGUGAGAUAGAAGAUCUUAAGCUGGACAACACUUCCCUACAAGAAAAAGUGACUAAGGCUGAAAAAAGUGCAGAGGAUGCUCAACAUAAGAUAUUGGCAACUGAGAGUGCAAAUCAAGAAUAUGCAAGGAUGCUUCUAGAGCUGCAGACCAAGUCAACACUUAAAGAAGCAGAAAUUAAAGAAAUCACAGUUUCUUCUCUUGAAAAAAUAACUGAUUUGCAAAACCAACUCAAGCAACAAGAUGAGGACUUUAGGAAACAACUGGAAGAUGAAAAAGCCAGAAAAACUGAAAAUGAAAAUACAAUGGCAGAAUUGACUGAAGAAAUUAAUAAGUGGCGUCUGCUUUAUGAAGAACUGUAUAAUAAAACAAAACCUUUUCAGCUACAACUGGAUGCAUUUGAAGCAGAGAAACAGGCAUUGUUGAGUGAACAUGGUGAAGCUCAAGAACAGCUAAAUAAAAUAAGAGAUUCAUAUGCUAAAUUAUUAGGUCAUCAGAAUUUAAAACAAAAAAUCAAGCAUGUUGUGAAAUUAAAAGAUGAAAAUAGCCAACUCAAGUCGGAGGUAUCAAAACUCCGCUCUCAGCUUUCUAAAACAAAACAAAAUGAGAAAAAACUUCAGGAAGAAUUGAAUAAAGUUCUGGGUAUCAAACGCUUUGAUCCUUCAAAGGCUUUUCAUCAUGAAAGUAAAGAAAAUGUUGCCCUCAAAACCCCAUUAAAAGAAGGCAACACAAACUGCUGCUGAGUUCCUAUGGAGUGUCAAGAAUCAUUCAAGCAAACAUCUGAAAAUCCUGUUGAAGAUAGCUUCAUUCUUGUUAUUGUUGUAAUUAUGUUUGAAAUGGUAUUUUAUAAUGUAUUUAAUCUUAAUUUUCCUAUAUAAGUGAAAGAAAUAUUGUUUACCAAAAUGUCUUGACAUUUCUAUUGUACAUACUUCCACCAUGAUUCUAACCUUUGUCAUCUCAUUCUGAAUCUUCUUACUGGCUUUCCAGCUUACAAAGCAUCCU